CAACACGUGCCAUCCUUAUCUGGAUUCCGGAUCCCCUCUCUCUCUAUAUAUAUCACCUUCUCCGUCUCUCACAAAACUCCAUCAUCUACACUGCACAAAUCAAUCACUGUUUUUAUUUUCGUCAAUGGCCGAGCAACAAGCAUUGCAGCAGCACGACCAGCCACCACGAAAGUCCUACCAGGUGGUGAAGGCAGCAACUGCGGCCACAGCUGGUGGAUCUCUGCUACUUCUUUCUGGUUUAGUGGUGGUUGGUACGGUCAUUGCGAUCACCAUAGCUACUCCAUUGCUGGUCAUUUGCAGCCCGGUUAUUGUCCCUGCGAUCAUCGCAGUUGGUCUCAUAAUCACAGGGUUCUUGACCUCAGGAGGUUUCGGCGUAGCAUCAGUCUUCAUCUUGACAUGGAUUUAUAGGUAUGUAACUGGGAAGAAGCCACCGGGCGCGGAAAGUCUGGAGCAGGCACGGCUGAAACUGGCGGGUAAGGCACGAGAAAUUAAGGACAAAGCGGAGCAGUUUGGGCAUCAAGCAACUGGUCAACAGACAUAGAAGAUCCGGUCCACUUCCAUCUCUGCCCUUAUACAUGGAGAAACAAUAAUACAGAUAUCAUUAAAGAUUGGGGUGGAGAAGCAUGGCUUUGAUUUAGAUGUGUAUGAGUGGUGAUUAAUUAUAAAUCAAGGCCAUUUCUUGUUUGUGGUGUUAA
This is a messenger RNA of Manihot esculenta (cassava), 695 nucleotides long. Its product is annotated as oleosin 1. NCBI's taxonomy places the organism in Eukaryota, Viridiplantae, Streptophyta, Magnoliopsida, Malpighiales, Euphorbiaceae. Gene Ontology annotation, biological process: lipid storage; sexual reproduction. The record is from RefSeq and is a predicted model, not a curated record. Bases 125 to 541 code for a protein of 138 amino acids. Gene Ontology annotation, cellular component: monolayer-surrounded lipid storage body; membrane; extracellular region. The transcript is spliced from 2 exons.